AGCACGUGAUGCUGACUUCCUCCUGACCACAGAAUAAAGCGCCGCCGAAGCUGAUUUCAAAACCCUUGUGCGUUCUUCGUUCAAUCAUGUAUCCAUAUACAUGUUCCUUUGUUCACCAUGUCUCCUGACUGCACGUCCUUGAGCCAUUUAGAGCGCAUCAUAUAUUCAGCAUAACUGAGUGCUAAACAUUCUCAAUCUUAAUUACUACCGUACAAGACAAUGGCCUCUUCAGGUGUCUUGUCUCCGGGCAUUGUUUCCAUCCUUCGUCUCUUCGCCUUCGUUUCCUGCCUGAUACUCCCAGGCACCACCUGCGAUGAGACCGAAAACGAUCAAGGAGCCCUCCUCUGCUUCAUGUCCCAUCUCUCAGCUCCACCCGGGCUUGCGGCCUCAUGGAGCAACGCCUCCGCCUCCGUGGAGUUCUGCGAAUGGCAAGGGGUCACCUGCAGCAUGCUAUCCCCCCGCCGUGUCAUCGCGGUAGACCUUGCCUCGCAAGGCAUCACGGGCUCCAUAUCGCCUUGCAUCGCCAACCUUACCUCUCUUACAACGCUCCAGCUGUUCAACAACAGCUUGCAAGGCGGCAUACCGUCCGAGCUCGGCUCCCUGAGCCGACUCAUCAGCCUCAACCUCAGCUCCAACUCUUUAGAAGGUAACAUCCCACCUCAGCUCUCCUCAUGCUCCAGCCUUGAGAUGCUUGGCCUAUCGAAGAAUUCCAUCCAAGGUGUGAUACCACCUAGCUUAAGCCAAUGUACUCGUCUUAAAGAGAUUAACCUCGGCGACAACAAGCUCCAUGGGAGCAUCCCUUCUGCUUUUGGUGAUCUCCCUGAGCUACAAACACUAGUCCUCGCUAACAACAAGCUUACUGGCGACAUACCACCGUCUUUGGGAAGUAGCCCUUCUCUCAGAUAUGUUGAUCUCGGUUUCAAUUCUCUCAUUGGGAGGAUCCCAGAGUCCUUGGCAAACAGUUCCUCCCUUGAAGUACUUAGGCUCAUGGAAAAUACCCUAGGUGGAGAACUCCCAAAAGGUCUCUUCAACACCUCAUCACUUACUGCCAUCUGCCUCCAGGAAAACAACUUUGUUGGUUCUAUACCGUCAGUUACUGCCGUCUUUGCCCCUGUUGAAUUUCUACAUUUAGGAGGUAACAGUCUCUCAGGAACAAUACCUUCCUCUCUAGGGAACCUUUCCUCUCUAAUUGAUCUUUAUCUUACACGGAACAAGUUAUCUGGGAGGAUCCCAGAGAGCUUAGGCCAUUUUCCUAAAGUACAGGUACUGAACUUGAAUUACAACAACUUCUCCGGGCCAGUUCCACCGUCUGUUUUCAACAUGUCAACUCUAACAUUUCUUGCCAUGGCAAAUAACUCAUUGGUUGGGAGAUUACCAACCAACAUAGGCUACACACUUCCAAAUAUCGAGGACUUAAUCCUCUCAGGAAACAAGUUUGAUGGUCCAAUUCCAACUUCUCUUCUCCACACUUACCACCUAAGCAGGCUUUACCUGCAUUCCAACAGUCUAGCUGGUUCCAUACCAUUCUUCGGGUCAUUGCCAAAUCUGGAAGAACUUGAUUUGACAAAUAACAAGCUAGAAGCAGGCGACUGGGGCUUUAUCUCUUCACUCUCGCGUUGCUCCAGAUUGAAUAAAUUGAUACUCGGUGGAAACAAUCUGCAGGGUGAAUUGCCAAGUUCUAUCGGCAAUCUUUCCGGUAGCCUUGAGUUUUUGUGGCUAAGAAACAACAAUAUUUCUGGCCCUAUACCACCAGAGAUAGGCAAUCUGAAAAAUCUCACCGUGGUGUACAUGGAUUACAAUCUUUUCACGGGUAAUAUACCACAAACAUUCGGACAUUUGCGCAGCCUUGUUGUCCUAAACUUUGCACGAAACAGACUUUCAGGACAAAUUCCAGAUGUUAUUGGCAACCUCAUUCAGUUGACUGACAUUAAAUUGGAUGGGAACAAUUUUAGUGGAAGCAUACCUGCAAGUAUAGGACGCUGUACUCAACUCCAAAUACUCAACCUUGCUCACAAUUCACUGGAUGGGAGUAUACCAAGUAAAAUUUUAGUUCCCUCGCUUUCGGAAGAGUUGGACUUGUCACACAAUUACUUGUUUGGGGGGAUCCCAGAGGAAGUUGGCAAUCUCAUUCAUCUACAGAAAUUUAGCAUCUCAAACAACAGAUUGUCCGGCAACAUCCCACCCCCUCUCGGCCGGUGUAUGUCCCUGAAGUUUCUUCAGAUUCAAAGCAACUUCUUUGUAGGAAGCAUUCCUCAAACCUUCGUGAACUUAAUAGGCAUCGAACAGAUGGAUGUUUCUCAGAACAAUUUGUCCGGGAAAAUCCCAGAGUUCCUCACAUCCUUGAGUUCUCUGCAUGAUCUCAAUUUAUCCUUCAACAAUUUUGAUGGAGAAGUUCCGAGAGGUGGUGUUUUUGACAAUGUUGGCAUGGUGUCAGUUGAAGGAAAUGAUGAUUUGUGUACUAAGGUUGCAAUUGGAGGUAUUCCUUUCUGUUCAGCAUUGGUGGAUAGGAAAAGGAAGUACAAGUCCUUGGUUCUUGUCCUACAAAUAGUAAUACCAUUGGCUGCUGUUGUUAUAAUCACUUUGUGUCUUGUGACAAUGCUUCGGAGAAGGAGAAUCCAAGCAAAGCCACAUUCGCAUCAUUUCAGUGGACACAUGAAGAUAUCAUAUUUAGACAUUGUAAGGGCAACAGAUGGGUUCUCUCCUGAAAAUUUGAUUGGCUCAGGAUCUUUUGGAACGGUUUAUAAGGGCAGUCUGAAGUUUCAGCAAGACCAAGUUGCCAUCAAGAUUUUUAAGCCUGACGUUUAUGGAGCACAAAGGAGCUUCGCUGCGGAGUGUGAAACCCUUCGAAAUGUCCGUCAUCGAAAUGUUGUAAAAAUCAUUACUUCAUGUUCUUCGGUGGAUUCAACUGGCGCAAAUUUCAAGGCUCUAGCAUUUCAAUACAUGCCGAAUGGGAACCUUGAAAUGUGGCUACAUCCAAAGACCGGUCAUAAUAAUGAAAGAAAUUCUUUGACUUUAAGCCAAAGAAUUAAUAUAGCUUUGGAUAUAGCAUUUGCUUUGGAUUAUCUUCAUAACCAAUGUGAACCACCACUGAUUCAUUGUGACUUGAAUCCACGCAACAUUCUUUUGGAUCUUGACAUGGUUGCAUACGUCAACGACUUCGGCCUGGCAAGAUUUCUCCUCACUACAUCAGAUAUAUAUCAGGACAGCCCAACAAGUUUGGCCGGCUUAAAAGGGUCCAUAGGAUACAUCCCACCAGAGUAUGGCAUGAGCGAAAAUGUAUCAACCAUGGGUGACGUCUAUAGUUUUGGAAUGCUUCUAUUAGAACUGAUGACAGGGUGUAGUCCAACCAAUGAAAAAUUUAAUGAUGGUAUAGUCCUUCGUGAGUUUGUUGAUAGAGCAUUUCCAAAGAAUAUUCCUGAGGUUGUUGAUCCCAAAAUGAUAGAGGAUGACAACAAUGCAACCGGCAUGAUGGAGAAUUGUGUCUUCCCAUUGCUUAGAAUAGGCCUCUGUUGCUCCAAGACCUCACCCAAAGAGCGGCCCGAAAUGGGACAAAUUUCAAACGAGAUCCUUAGAAUCAAGCAUGCUGCCUCAAAGUCGAAGCAAAAGUUGGCAGGAGAACUGAAAGUGGCAGCAGCUCAAGGAGAGAAGAAUACUGUAACAGCGGUUUAAGAUGUCUACCAUUUCAACUCAGUUUGAUGACAUUUGCACAAAGUAAAACAGAUUUGGGUGUUAACAUUCCGCGUCAUUAUUCACUUAAGAUUUGAGGGAAUUUCAUUUUUUUUUACACCUUAGUUGUGCAUUUGUGACACUACUUACCCCUUUUAGCAAAAAUCUUUUAGUUUACCCCAUUUAGUGAAACUUGUACCUAUUUUUACCCCAUUUAAGCAUUUGACCUGAUCUGACGGGUCGGUCUUGCUUGUCAGGCAUA
This is a messenger RNA of Brachypodium distachyon (stiff brome), 3928 nucleotides long. Its product is annotated as receptor kinase-like protein Xa21. The transcript has 2 exons. Gene Ontology annotation, biological process: protein phosphorylation. The coding region runs from base 220 to 3669 and encodes 1149 amino acids. The record is from RefSeq and is a predicted model, not a curated record. Lineage: Eukaryota; Viridiplantae; Streptophyta; Magnoliopsida; Poales; Poaceae. Gene Ontology annotation, molecular function: protein binding; protein kinase activity; ATP binding.